Messenger RNA from Pyricularia pennisetigena, 648 nucleotides. RefSeq lists its product as uncharacterized. Gene Ontology annotation, cellular component: mitochondrial large ribosomal subunit; ribosome. NCBI's taxonomy places the organism in Eukaryota, Fungi, Ascomycota, Sordariomycetes, Magnaporthales, Pyriculariaceae. Gene Ontology annotation, biological process: translation. The record is from RefSeq and is a predicted model, not a curated record. Gene Ontology annotation, molecular function: structural constituent of ribosome. The transcript has 2 exons. Bases 1 to 648 code for a protein of 215 amino acids.
AUGGCGGGCGGUGCCAUGAGAUACCGGACGCUGGGCCGGAGUUCAGCACACCGUCAAGCCCUCCUCCGCAACCUCGUCACAUCCCUCAUCAAACAGGAGCAAAUACAUACGACAUGGCACAAGGCGAAGGAGGCACAGCGCUUGGCCGAGCAUGUGAUAACGCUGGCGAAGAAGAACACCGAAUCGAGCAAGAGAGACGCAAUGGCCAUUCUCUACUCACCACACGAACAUAUCGACAAGCUCAUGAACGACCUCCGCGAGCGCUACCAGCACCGCGAGGGUGGCUACACCCGUGUCCUGCGCACGGAGCCCAAGAACAAGUACGAUCAGGGUGAAUCUGCCAUCCUCGAGCUCGUCGAUGGGCCCAAGGACAUGCUGUAUGCCAUAACGGCUGCCGCCGUGGCCAGGGACCGCGCUCUUGGGCGUCCCCACACGCCGCUGCUGCUGCAUAACCUGGCAAAAGUCACUCGAUUCCGCGGCGAAAACGCCAAGGAGGAAUUCGAGGCCAUGGUCGAGCGCAUGGCAGCGUUGGAACUUAGCAAGGCCAGGAAGGCGGAGCCGCUGACUAAGAUGAGCCUCUCAGACGCACCUAACGUCCGGCCAAGCGCCUAUAAUGUUAUCCCGAGGGUAGAGAAGACCUGGAGGUAA